AUUAUUAUUAUUUUAAAGAAAAGAAAAGAAAAAGACGAAGCAAACCACAAGGAAUCAAGUCCAAUUCCACUUAUUUCUCUUUCUCUUUAAUUUUAAAAAUAAUAAUAAUAAUAAUAAUAAUAAUAGUAAAAUCAUGGCAACAAAUCCAAUCAGCACACCGAAACCAGCAAGCAAAGGACUCGCCGGCAUGUUCGGCUUUCCUGUCAAAUCAGACAACAACCCGAUCACUGACGGAGCACCGAUUGUGUUCAAUAUCCCUUCUACAACUUUCAUAAAGCCCGGGGAUUCGAUGGAUGUUUCGAAUGGUAGUUCUGGAGGUGGCUCAUGGAAGACAAUUAAGCGAAGCGCCAAACCAGAAAAGUCCUUGACCUCAAAAGUUCGCGCGGCUGGCAAAAAUGCAAUUAUUUCAGUUGCUGGUGAAGCACAAAAGCCUAUUGUCCCAAAGGCAACUAUCAUUGAAAAAGACGAAGACAUUUCAAUGGGAUUUGGAUCUUCUGGCUCAAAAUCUAAAAGAAGAUUUACACCUUAUGGAAAUCGUAAAUCUAAAAAGAAUGCAGACGCAAAGAUGGAGCUUGCUCCCGAAAAGAGAGUCGACGUUCUUGUCGCUGGAUAUGAACCAAAUACCGAGACCAGUCUGAUCCCCUUUUUAAAGAAAAGAUCAAAGAAGAUCUGGGAUCCUAUUAAUGCGUUGUUUGACCAAGGACAGAUGCUAUUGACUGUGGAAGAUGCCAAUAUUGCUCACUCGAUUGUUCGUCUCAAUGGAUACAGUUUUGGAAAGGGACAACUCCAGAUCCGCCUUUUCAAGGACCCCCCACCUUCCGAAGCAACACCCUUUGGUACACCUGAAGGGCCUACAAAGGAUACCAAACUCACGACUAUCGACUCUAUGCGCCUUUUCUUGCGUUCUCGCUGGGAUGCCGAGAACCGAUUCCUCAACCUGGACAACAUGGCCGCAGACCCGAUCCUGAAAAAGGCAGCCAUCCGACCUCCUGGCGUGCGUGGAUCCAAUGAAUUUGUUGGACCAGCCCUGAUAAAGCUUGCGGGUGAGAUGUUUGAGGACAUCAAUGCCUUGUCUUUGGCGGACAACAAGCUUGUGGAUGUCAGACAGAUCUCAACUCUGACCCAGUUUUUGCCGACUCUCAAGAAACUGUCCUUCAAGGACAAUCAGAUCAAGACCUACGAAGCAAUCAAGCCUUUGAGUGGAUCUGGAAAGCUUGAGCAGCUUGAGGAACUGUUGCUGGUCGGAAACCCCUUGCGCGAGUCUGAGCUGAAGCAGCGCGGCAAUCUUCGCAGUUACAUGAUCAACAUGAUCAAAUUGUUUCCUUCCUUACAUAUGCUGGAUCUCGAGACUGUGGACCUUACGGUGGAUGAGGCAGCUGCGGUGUUGAAGAAGGCCAAUAUUUUGCCUAUCCGGGUGGCUCCUAGCUUCUUUGAAGAUGAACACACAAGGGCCACCACAUUUGCGUUCCUUGAACGAUACCUGAGUUUGUUUGACACUGAUCGGUUAGCACUCAGGCCAUUCUACAACGGCUCUUCCAUGUUUUCGAUGGUAACUAACCUCAAGAUCCAAAAAGAGCAAAAGGUACGUCGAAAAGAUAAGAAGAAGAUGAUGGACGAUGAUUUUGCGACUGUGACCUGGGCAUCUAUGAACAGAAACCUACUGUUAUCCAAGAACUCGAAAACCCCCGGUAGCAAAUUGAUUAGUGGUCAAGAGGAAAUUGUUCAUACUCUUGCACGUUUGCCAAAUACAAUCCAUGACCUUUCUAGCUCAGAAGACUUUGUUGUGGAUGCUGUCCAGACUCCAUAUGGUCUGAUGGUCAGUGUUCACGGUGAAUUCAAGCAAGACAGUGCAGGCGUCAUUCUGUACUCGUUUGACCGUAACUUCUUGCUUGGUCCUUCUGCAGACAUGUCGACAGGAUUGCCAUUCACAAUUCUGUCAGACAUGCUGUGUGUUCGCGACCAUGCCGGCAACAAAUGUGCCAAUGACAAGAGUUUCAAGUACUCUAAUGUAAUUGUGCGCUACCAAUCACUCACUCAACCCUUAAUGUAAAAUAUAUGUGUAUUUCAAUUUAUCUAUAUAUCU
Molecule: messenger RNA, 2083 nt
Organism: Phycomyces blakesleeanus NRRL 1555(-)
Lineage: Eukaryota; Fungi; Mucoromycota; Mucoromycetes; Mucorales; Phycomycetaceae
Exons: 4
Coding region: 134-2050 (638 amino acids)
Biological process (GO): poly(A)+ mRNA export from nucleus
Cellular component (GO): nucleus
Molecular function (GO): RNA binding
Source: RefSeq, a predicted model, not a curated record